Messenger RNA from Sturnus vulgaris (Common starling), 1801 nucleotides. NCBI's taxonomy places the organism in Eukaryota, Metazoa, Chordata, Aves, Passeriformes, Sturnidae. The record is from RefSeq and is a predicted model, not a curated record.
ACAGCCUGCAAGGAUGGGGGCCAGGCUGCUGUGCCUGUGCCUCCUCACUGCCCUCCUCGGCUACUACAUCUACAGCCCGCUGCCCGAGGAGCUGGGCCAGCCCUGGUCCGUGGUGCUCGUCUCGGCUGCCUUGAGAACCCUGGCACACGUGGCUGUGAAUGAGACCAGUGACUGCUUUCUGACGAACAGAGUACUAGAAAAGUAUUUUCUCUCCACCAUGUACAGCCUUGAGUUCAUUAUAGGUGCCAUUGGAAACACCAUUGUGGUGUUUGGCUAUAUUUUCUGCCUGAAAAAAUGGAAAAGCUGCAACAUCUACCUGUUCAAUUUGUCCAUAUCAGAUUUGUUGUUUCUGUGCACUCUGCCAAUACUGGUGAACAGCUACUCCCAAGAUCAGUGGACAAAGGAGGGCAUCCUGUGCCACAGCAACAGAUUCCUGCUGCAUGCCAAUCUGUACAGCAGCAUCCUCUUCCUCAUGGCCAUCAGCGUUGACCGGUACAUGCUGAUAAAACACCCCUUCAGGGAUCACAUCCUGCAGAAGAGGAAAACAGCUGUCAUGGUGUCCAUUGCCAUAUGGAUUGGGGUGAUCCUGGAGCUGCUGCCCCUGCUGCAUUUCCUGGAGCCUCUAAAAGCCACCAACAAUUACAAAUGUCUUGAUUAUGCGAGCUCUGGGGACCCUGUGACAAACCUCAUCUACAGCCUGUUCCUCACUGUCUUUGGCUUCCUCAUCCCUCUCCUCACCAUGUGCUGCUUCUACGUGAAGAUGGUUCGUUUCCUUAAAAACAGGAGGGAGCAAAUCAGCUCUGCCCUGACCCUGGAGAAGCCCCUCAGCCUGGUGAUCCUCACCGUGGUGAUUUUUUCCCUGCUCUUCACUCCCUACCACGUCAUGCGCAAUGUCCGGAUCGCGUCCCGAAUCCCAGCCUUGAGCGUCUCUGAGUGCACCCAGGGAAUCAUCAGCACCAUUUACAUCAUCACCAGACCCUUUGCCUUUCUAAACAGUGCCAUUAAUCCUGUUUUUUACUUCCUGAUGGGUGACCACUUCCGAGAGAUGCUGAUUGCCAAAGCAAGACAGCUCUUGGGCAGGCUGACAAGCACGGGCAAGUGAAGGAGUAACCAGACCCCCUGUAGUGGGAGAGGUCUGGGAGGAAACUCUCUUAGGGAGAGCAUUCAGUAAUGUGCCAUUGUUUUUUAGAUAACUUUAUUUAUGCAAUAGAAUAGGUACGAGCUUAUUGUGUUCCUCUGAACGCCCCUGUUACCUUAUUGCACUUCUUGAGAACUUACUGAGACUUCUGCUGAGCUGCUCCAGCACACCAGGAGGGAUGCUCUGCUGGCUUCCAGCAGGACCUGCUCUGGACUGGGAUACCCCAUGGCCAUUAAUACAGCAAUCAAAAGGCCAUCAAAGCAGCCCUUGGAGGGAAAACACACUGCUCUCAGACUGCUGCUUUGUGAGUCAUAACGUGUGCCUGAGCUGGGACAAAAUGUGCCUUCAUACAUCACCAGGACAGCCAGGCACACUCGCAUGGGCCCCUUCUCAGGGGAUGGAGUUACCUGUCUCCAAUAUAACUGUCUGUAAGUGUCCGUGGGAUCUAUAGACUGCAGCAGAAUUCAGACCUCAGAGUUCAAACUUCAUUAGCAGUUCUACUAAUGAACCAGGAGCUAAUGAGGAGCCAGUCCCUGCCUGAUCCCUGCAGGAUCGAUCAGCAGCACGAGUUACUCUCCCACAGACUGACCUGACUUCAAACAGAAAGGGGAAAGAUCGAUGGAAUAAUGAGCUCAUUGAGCUUGGGCUGGCCCAGGGCUGCUG